Messenger RNA from Raphanus sativus (radish), 453 nucleotides. RefSeq lists its product as uncharacterized. The record is from RefSeq and is a predicted model, not a curated record. Lineage: Eukaryota; Viridiplantae; Streptophyta; Magnoliopsida; Brassicales; Brassicaceae. The transcript is spliced from 2 exons. Bases 1 to 453 code for a protein of 150 amino acids. Gene Ontology annotation, molecular function: zinc ion binding.
AUGAGUGACGAAUCUGGAAAUUCGACUGGAACGUCUGCCGCUCGAGCAAGAGGUAGGGUUGUUGGUGUGCCGAAGAGAUGCUGGUGUGGGGAACUGGUGGUGACGAAGAUGUCUAAAUCUGUACCGAAUCCUUACAGGAGAUACUAUCGAUGUGCAUUUGCGGCUGAGAGAAAGCUGAGUAACGAUAAUCACGCAUACAAAUGGGUUGAUGAGGCAUUGCUUGACGAGAUUGAGGCAUUGACAUUUCGAGUAGGCAGACUUGAACGAACACUCAUAGAUGACCGUGUGGAAGAAGAGAGGAAGAAGUUUGCUGAGUUUGAAAUGAAGUUAGAGACCGAGGUGUUUUCAAGAAUGGAAGAUGCCAUUAGUGAAGCCAAAUGGGAAAUGAAGAAAGUGAUGGGGAUUGUUGCUUUAGGAUGCUUGACCAUGGUUGUGUUGUCUAAGAUAAUAUAG